AUGGAGAGAUGGAAGGCUACAGCCGAUCACUUUGCAUACCAGACUGGCAUCAGCGUGGACGAUGCCAUCAUCUUCCUCCUUCAACGAGCUCUGUCUCACCUUGAGUUGCCCGGGAGCCCUGUUCGGGUCCUUUUCCUGGACCUCAGCAGUGCUUUCAACACCAUCAGGCCAGCCAUCCUGAGGGACAAGCUGGAGCUCUCCAGAGUGGACUAA
Molecule: messenger RNA, 213 nt
Organism: Xyrichtys novacula (pearly razorfish)
Lineage: Eukaryota; Metazoa; Chordata; Actinopteri; Labriformes; Labridae
Source: the annotation of a GenBank genome assembly